Molecule: messenger RNA, 1080 nt
Organism: Daldinia vernicosa
Lineage: Eukaryota; Fungi; Ascomycota; Sordariomycetes; Xylariales; Hypoxylaceae
Exons: 4
Coding region: 1-1080 (359 amino acids)
Source: RefSeq, a predicted model, not a curated record
AUGGCACCCGAUCUUAAUUCUCUUCCACCAUCCUCUCCAUCCGCACGACCACGUAUCAUGACCUCUUCAAACGGUAGCGGAGACUCUGCCAUACGCGGAGAGUCAGCAUCACCUUCUCCUCGAUCCGCAUCUAUUUCACUACAAGCAGCUGCAACAAUGAAUGCCGGCUUACAGCAUGAACCUAUGAGACGCUCCUCGAGCAGCUCUCUAUCGCGAAACCGACAAUCACCACAGAUGGGUCGACGACGCUCUACGGUUUUAAUGAACCUACAACUCAACGAUCCUUCUCUCCCGGGACCAGGUGAAAUGGUGACGGAGGGUGGAAACGGCGGACACAGCGCCACAAGCCCCCAGCCGAUCUCUGCGUCACCCCUCCUCACCGGAGGCGAUCCCCACCACAACAGAGCCCCAAGCUUGGGAGAGUUACAUCAAGAGCUCGAGGCGGAACAGGAAGCACAAGUGAACCGGCUGUUACAGAUGAUCCGCCAGCAACAACUCCAACUACAGCAACUUCAGGCAGCCCAAGGUCAAAGCCAAACGAGCGUAGCCGCCGAAGAUGCGACCCCUACGUCAGAGAGAUCCAGUUCCAUGGUGCUUCCGAAUGUACCUACUCAACCACCCUUCCCCGCACCGUCUACUUCGGUUCCCCGUUCCCCGGUCCUAUCGCAUCCGCGUUCUUCCUUUGACAUGGCUCGCGAUGCUCUCCACCGCAGAUCCAGAACACCCAGCCGCGGCGCGCCUUCUCCUAGGUUAAGAUCGACGUCUAUCAGUGCAGAAAGUGGAGAGCCGCUCCUUUCUGGAGUUCGCGACGAGAGUGCCUAUUACCAAGCUGAGACGCAGUCUUUAGUUCGUGAGAACCAGAUGCUGCGGCAUAGAAUUCGGGAACUUGAACGCCAACUUAGCGAAGCUCAUGCUGGUGCGUCACUAACACGAGAGCCAACGCAUCAUUCACAUCUCACACAGUCUACUUCAGUAUCCGAGGAAUAUGCCGCAGCGGGCUCAUCAUCUGCUGUUCCUGCUGCUGCGUCUACUAGCACUGCCCAACCUGUCGCGGCCUCGGAAGCUAUUAAGGACGAGUGA